This is a messenger RNA of Carassius auratus (goldfish), 2797 nucleotides long. Its product is annotated as cip1-interacting zinc finger protein-like. NCBI's taxonomy places the organism in Eukaryota, Metazoa, Chordata, Actinopteri, Cypriniformes, Cyprinidae. Bases 693 to 2507 code for a protein of 604 amino acids. Gene Ontology annotation, cellular component: nucleus. The record is from RefSeq and is a predicted model, not a curated record. Gene Ontology annotation, molecular function: zinc ion binding; nucleic acid binding. The transcript is spliced from 16 exons.
AAGUUUCCCUACAGAGCACACAGGCUGUGCGACAAACAAACAAAACAAACGAAUAAAGACACCAGACUGGUUGAGCGGUAACGCGCAGUCGCUCCUCCAGUCCUGCAGGGGGCGCUGUGUGUCGAGCCGCCGCCGUCGACGCUCAUCACAACACCGGCAAGUGUGCAGCUAGCGCGCCGCUAAUGUGUCAGAAGAAGUUUUCGCUCGUUUCUCCGCUUUAACCUCAUAAUUCUUCGCAGAGCUCGUGAGUAGAUUGUACUCUGUUGAUUAAUAGACUCCAGAGUUCAGGAGCUGGUUGCUGUGAGAGGUUUGGGUUGUUGUCGUGAAUAGCGAAAGCUAGCUAGCUCUUACAGAUAAAGAUCUCGGCCGCGUCCCAAAGCUGCUGAGGCCCUAUCUAGACAACACCUGAGGGAACAACUGAAGGGUUUGAUUUAUAUCUAGGGUGUUGUCUAUAAAGUCGACCAGGAUUUGAGACACGGGCUGUUGUUUAGGUGCUUUGGAUUGUUUCGUAGCUGGAAAAGCUGAGGAAGCGUAUAGAACCAAAGGCCUCACUCUUCCGUUCCCCUGUGUGAAUCUCUCAGAGCUGUUCUGCACUGCUCAUGCUCCUGACUGGAGACAAGCGUCUGUGAAGUGAUGUAGUGCUCUGUGAAGGUUAAAGAGGGUUUUGUCUCAGGUUGAAGUCGGACGUCAGGAUGUUCAACCCUCACCAGCAUCAGCAUCAGUUUCAUCAGCAUCAGUUUCAUCAGCAUCUCCGACAGCUGCAGCAGCUGUUUCAGCAGCAGACUCCGCCUCCUCCAGCUCCACCUGCCCGUCACAUCACACACACACGGUCUCCUGCUCGAAUGGUGAACCUGUGCUCCUCCACACCGACCAUCAUCGCUCCUAACCCCGUGCUGCAGGGGGCGCUGCUGAUGCAGCAGAUGCAGGCGGGAGGCAUGCGUGGCUUUGGGAUGAGCGGCCAGCAGUUUCCUCAGUUCUUCCCUGCGGGGUCCAGAGCGUCUCUUCUGGGGCCCGUCCCGAUGGGAGCCGCCAUCAAGACCCCACACAUGGGCUUCCAGCGCCACUUCACGCCUCACGCGCGCUAUUACACCAACGAGUUUCAGGCUCGUCAGCCGGACAGGAAGAGGGAAAACGAGCAGAAAUCUGCGGGCAGCAGCGACAGCCAAUCAGAACCCAGCAGCAGAAGAGCAGAUGAAGCGUCCGCUGCUGGAUGUCAGGAGUCUUCAGAGCAGCCCGAUGAACCAGAGGCCAAGAAACACAAAACACAAGAGUCAGAAGAGCCUGUGGAGACCGAAUCAGCUCGAAGCGCUCAAUAUAAGAGCCCAGAUCCUGCAGAGGUCACUCUGGAGCGAGCGCUGACCGCUGAAGCAGACGAACAGAGUCCAGCGACACAGCAGGUUGAGAGCACUGAAGGCAUCGAGCAGCAGAUUAGUGAGAGUCCAGACGCCGUCGCAGUCUCUGAUUCAGUCUCGGAGAUCAGGGAGAGCUCAGACACCGCUGAGGAGCUCAAACACACCGACAGGUUCUUCUGCUAUAUUUGCAACAUCACUUGCCAUAACCAGCAAAGUUUCCAGAGCCAUAUGAACGGCCUGACGCACCAGCAGAAGAUGAUGGAGAUCCAGCACAUGAGCAACGCAUGUCUCGUCACGCUGCUGCCGCGAGUCCAGGAGACCCUGCACGGAGCUCACAGAGACGGCUGCACGACUCGUAUAAGUGAGCGUGUGCUCUCAUGUGGUGUUCUGUUCUGUCGCAGUGAGAAGAGGCCGGGUCUGCAGAGAUGGUGCUCCACCUGUCAGACACACUUCACCAGCAGCGUCACGGAGCACCGCACAACCAAGGAGCACAAGCACUGUGUCCGCUCGUCCAGCUCCAGCUGCACCGUCUGUAAGCUGCACUUCAGGACACACAGAGAGUUCGUGGAGCACAUGCAGUCGCCGGAGCACCAGCAGCGAGUCCAGCAGCUGUGGAAGGAGUCGGGCAAAGACUGCACACAUCAGCUCAACACAGACAUGUUUCUGGGUGAAGAGGACGAAGAAUGCAGCGACGACGAGAGAGAGGAAGAAGAGAACGGGAAGGAGGGUGUGGCUGCGCAGAUGGAGGUCACACUGGAGGAUCUGAGUGAAGAUGAGGAGUUUGAUUCAGACACUGUGUACGGCUCGAGUUUCGUGGUUCCCGUCGCAGGCUUCAUCUGUCGUCUCUGUGAUCAGUUCUAUCACUACGAGUCUGCGGCUCGACACACACACUGCAAGACGCUCACACACUUCAGGAAUCUCAAGCUUGUGUUUGUGCAGCGUUAUAAAGCCUUAAAGAAACAGGAAGACUCGGGCUCGACCUCAGGAGAACCAGCAGACCACAUCAGUCCAGAUCCAGAUCCAGCCCCACAGACCCUACAGUCCUGCGGCAGACAGGAAGUGGAGACGCUCACACAGGAAGAAGACGAGGCCAGAGAGCCGAUCCGGGGCCGGACUCCUGCUCAGAGACGAGGACGAGGAGGAAGACGACGCUGAGACACACAGAGCUGGAUCAGCCUCAGAGGACCCUAGUGAAAGCACCCGCCGUAGACCGUGUGUUCAGACGGGAGGGUGACACACACUCUUGCCCUGUUUGUACAGAAGGAAUGAUGGGAUACGCCGCCGGAGCACAACAUCAACACGUCCAGCACAGACUUCAGCCCAAAACCAACGAGAUGUGUCAUAAACAAUAAAUUAUUUAAUCCUUAAAUAGACCUGAAAUAGCUCUGUUUGGCAUUAUAAUACAGAUAUAUAGAUAUAUAGAGAGAUAUUAUAUAUAUAUAUUU